Molecule: messenger RNA, 3888 nt
Organism: Knipowitschia caucasica
Lineage: Eukaryota; Metazoa; Chordata; Actinopteri; Gobiiformes; Gobiidae
Source: the annotation of a GenBank genome assembly
AUGACAGAGCAGCAGAUCCAGCCCUUUGAAAGUGCGCUCAGAUGUUGGGGGGGAUUGAAGGGUCCGCUCGGGCCGAGGGAGGGGGCUGAGAAAACAGCAGAGCCCAGGAGGACAGAGAAAGAGAAGAAGACACGAGGACAGAGAAAGAGAAGAAGACAGGAGGACAGAGAAAGAGGAGAAGACACGAGGACAGAGAAAGAGAAGAAGACAGGAGGACAGAGAAAGAGGAGAAGACAGGAGGACAGAGAAAGAGAAGAAGACAGGAGGACAGAGAAAGAGGAGAAGACAGGAGGACAGAGAAAGAGAAGAAGACAGGAGGACAGAGAAAGAGGAGAAGACAGGAGGACAGAGAAAGAGGAGAAGACACGAGGACAGAGAAAGAGAAGAAGACAGGAGGACAGAGAAAGAGGAGAAGACACGAGGACAGAGAAAGAGAAGAAGACAGGAGGACAGAGAAAGAGGAGAAGACACGAGGACAGAGAAAGAGAAGAAGAGGAGGACAGAGAAAGAGGAGAAGACAGGAGGACAGAGAAAGAGAAGAAGACAGGAGGACAGAAGAAAGAGAAGAAGGACAGGAGGACAGAGAAAGAGAAGAAGACAGGAGGACAGAGAAAGAGGAGAAGACAGGAGGACAGAGAAAGAGGAGAAGACAGGAGGACAGAGAAAGAGAAGAAGACAGGAGGACAGAGAAAGAGGAGAAGACAGGAGGACAGAGAAAGAGAAGAAGACAGGAGGACAGAGAAAGAGGAGAAGACAGGAGGACAGAGAAAGAGAGAAGAAGACAGAAAGAGGACAGAGAAAGAGGAGAAGACAGGAGGACAGAGAAAGAGAAGAAGACAGGAGGACAGAGAAAGAGGAGAAGACAGGAGGACAGAGAAAGAGAAGAAGACAGGAGGACAGAGAAAGAGAAGAAGACAGGAGGACAGAGAAAGAGGAGAAGACAGGAGGACAGAGAAAGAGGAGAAGACAGGAGGACAGAGAAAGAGGAGAAGACAGGAGGACAGAGAAAGAGAAGAAGACAGGAGGACAGAGAAAGAGAAGAAGACAGGAGGACAGAGAAAGAGAAGAAGACAGGAGGACAGAGAAAGAGAAGAAGACAGGAGGACAGAGAAAGAGAAGAAGACAGGAGGACAGAGAAAGAGAAGAAGACAGGAGGACAGAGAAAGAGAGAAGAAGACAGGAGGACAGAGAAAGAGAAGAAGACAGGAGGACAGAGAAAGAGAAGAAGACAGGAGGACAGAGAAAGAGAAGAAGACAGGAGGACAGAGAAAGAGAAGAAGACAGGAGGACAGAGAAAGAGAAGAAGACAGGAGGACAGAGAAAGAGAAGAAGACAGGAGGACAGAGAAAGAGAAGAAGACAGGAGGACAGAGAAAGAGAAGAAGACAGGAGGACAGAGAAAGAGAAGAAGACAGGAGGACAGAGAAAGAGAGAAGACAGGAGGACAGAGAAAGAGAAGAAGACAGGAGGACAGAGAAAGAGAGAAGACAGGAGGACAGAGAAAGAGGAGAAGACAGGAGGACAGAGAAAGAGAAGAAGACAGGAGGACAGAGAAAGAGGAGAAGACAGGAGGACAGAGAAAGAGGAGAAGACAGGAGGACAGAGAAGAGGAAGAGAGGAGGAAGAGAAGAGAGAAGACAGGAGGACAGAGAAGAGAGAAGAAGACAGGAGGACAGAGAAAGAGGAGAAGACAGGAGGACAGAGAAAGAGGAGAAGACAGGAGGACAGAGAAAGAGAAGAAGACAGGAGGACAGAGAAAGAGAAGAAGACAGGAGGACAGAGAAAGAGAAGAAGACAGGAGGACAGAGAAAGAGAAGAAGACAGGAGGACAGAGAAAGAGAAGAAGACAGGAGGACAGAGAAAGAGGAGAAGACAGGAGGACAGAGAAAGAGAGGAGAAGGAGGACAGAAGACAGGACAGAGAAAGAGGAGAAGACAGGAGGACAGAGAAAGAGGAGAAGACAGGAGGACAGAGAAAGAGGAGAAGACACGAGGACAGAGAAAGAGGAGAAGACAGGAGGACAGAGAAAGAGAGAAGAAGACAGGAGGACAGAGAAAGAAGACAGGAGGACAGAGAAAGAGAAAGACAGAGAGGACAGAGAAAGAGAAGAAGACACGAGGACAGAGAAAGAGAAGAAGACAGAGGACAGAGAAAGAGAAGAAGACAGGAGGACAGAGAAAAGAGAAGAAGACAGGAGGACAGAGAAAGAGGAGAAGACAGAGACAGAGAAAGAGAAGAAGACAGGAGGACAGAGAAAGAGAAGAAGACAGGAGGACAGAGAAAGAGAAGAAGACAGGAGGACAGAGAAAGAGAAGAAGACAGGAGGACAGAGAAAGAGAAGAAGACAGGAGGACAGAGAAAGAGAAGAAGACAGGAGGACAGAGAAAGAGAAGAAGACAGGAGGACAGAGAAAGAGAAGAAGACAGGAGGACAGAGAAAGAGAAGAAGACAGGAGGACAGAGAAAGAGGAGAAGACACGAGGACAGAGAAAGAGAAGAAGACAGGAGGACAGAGAAAGAGGAGAAGACACGAGGACAGAGAAAGAGAAGAAGACAGGAGGACAGAGAAAGAGGAGAAGACAGGAGGACAGAGAAAGAGGAGAAGACAGGAGGACAGAGAAAGAGGAGAAGACACGAGGACAGAGAAAGAGGAGAAGACAGGAGGACGGAGAAAGAGAAGAAGACAGGAGGACAGAGAAAGAGGAGAAGACAGGAGGACAGAGAAAGAGAAGAAGACAGGAGGACAGAGAAAGAGGAGAAGACAGGAGGACAGAGAAAGAGAAGAAGACAGGAGGACAGAGAAAGAGAAGAAGACAGGAGGACAGAGAAAGAGAAGAAGACAGGAGGACAGAGAAAGAGAAGAAGACAGGAGGACAGAGAAAGAGAAGAAGACAGGAGGACAGAGAAAGAGGAGAAGACAGGAGGACAGAGAAAGAGGAGAAGACAGGAGGACAGAGAAAGAGGAGAAGACAGGAGGACAGAGAAAGAGAAGAAGACAGGAGGACAGAGAAAGAGGAGAAGACACGAGGACAGAGAAAGAGGAGAAGACAGGAGGACAGAGAAAGAGAAGAAGACAGGAGGACAGAGAAAGAGAAGAAGACAGGAGGACAGAGAAAGAGGAGAAGACAGGAGGACAGAGAAAGAGAAGAAGACACGAGGACAGAGAAAGAGAAGAAGACAGGAGGACAGAGAAAGAGAAGAAGACAGGAGGACAGAGAAAGAGGAGAAGACAGGAGGACAGAGAAAGAGAAGAAGACAGGAGGACAGAGAAAGAGAAGAAGACAGGAGGACAGAGAAAGAGAGAAGACAGGAGGACAGAGAAAGAGAAGAAGACAGGAGGAAAGAGAAAGAGAAGAGAAGACAGGAGGACAGAGAAAGAGAAGAAGACAGGAGGACAGAGAAAGAGAAGAAGACAGGAGGACAGAGAAAGAGAAGAAGACAGGAGGACAGAGAAAGAGAAGAAGACAGGAGGACAGAGAAAGAGAAGAAGACAGGAGGACAGAGAAAGAGGAGAAGACAGGAGGACGGAGAAAGAGGAGAAGACAGGAGGACGGAGAAAGAGAAGAAGACAGGAGGACGGAGAAAGAGGAGAAGACAGGAGGACAGAGAAAGAGGAGAAGACAGGAGGACAGAGAAAGAGGAGAAGACAGGAGGACAGAGAAAGAGAAGAAGACAGGAGGACGGAGAAAGAGGAGAAGACAGGAAGACAGAGAAAGAGGAGAAGACAGGAGGACAGAGAAAGAGGAGAAGACAGGAGGACAGAGAAAGAGGAGAAGAAGCCCACAAACGGACGAAGUGACAGAAGGCUUUCAUCGUGGGCCGCGCUGUCAUGGCGGAUGAUUUAUGGGCCGCUCAGGGACAAGCCGAGCCGCUCUGGAUCAGAAAUAUGA